UAUAAACUUAGGGUUUUUAUAGCUUUGGUGGUGAUCUCUUCUAGGUGUAUUCUUAUUGGGAGAUAAACUUUGAAAAGAUUUUAUUUUGGGGUUUGUUUGGGAAGCCAAUGCCAUUUGUUUAAAAUUAUUCAAAGAGGACUAAUUUUCAAUGUCUUGGGCUGGCCCUGAUGAUAUCUUUCUCUCCACUUCUCUUGCAACUUAUCUCGACAAGAAACUCCUUGUCUUGCUGAGAGAUGGCCGGAAGCUUUUGGGAUUACUACAUUCUUUUGAUCAAUUUGCUAAUGUUGUUCUAGAAGGAGCUUGUGAACGGGUUAUUGUUGGCAAUUUGUACUGUGAUAUCCCGUUAGGUCUCUAUGUAAUCCGUGGAGAGAAUGUUGUCUUAAUAGGAGAGCUGGACUUGGAGAAGGAGGAGCUUCCACCACAUAUGACUGCUGUGUCGGAAACCGAGAUAAAAAGGGCUCAGAAAGCAGAAAGGGAAGCAACAGAUCUAAAGGGCUCCAUGAGAAAAAGAAUGGAGUUCCUUGAUUUUGAUUAAUAGAUCCUUCCAGUUCGUUAGAGUUUCAUGCUAUGUUCGCAAAUAUUAGUGUGAUUUUGACCCAAAAUUUGAAACAACGGUGGGAUAGCAUGAAAGGGUAAAAGUUCUCAAUCAUUCGGAAGACCUUGUAUAUCUGCUAAAAGCUUGGGGAGAGGUUCAUUUUUCCCCGUCUCUUAAGAGGCAAGUAAGAUGAUUUCCUCUACGUGCACUACGAGUUUUAGGGUUCUAGAAGUUUUCUGUUUAUACCCGAAACUGUCUUUACUCUCCUUAUUUUAAGUUUCUCUCUACUUCCUUUCUAGACCUUACAUUUCAUUUGACUAGAGAACUGUUCAA
Messenger RNA from Hibiscus syriacus, 868 nucleotides. RefSeq names its product sm-like protein LSM1B. Gene Ontology annotation, cellular component: Lsm1-7-Pat1 complex; P-body. Gene Ontology annotation, biological process: deadenylation-dependent decapping of nuclear-transcribed mRNA. Lineage: Eukaryota; Viridiplantae; Streptophyta; Magnoliopsida; Malvales; Malvaceae. The transcript is spliced from 6 exons. The record is from RefSeq and is a predicted model, not a curated record. The coding region runs from base 149 to 535 and encodes 128 amino acids. Gene Ontology annotation, molecular function: RNA cap binding.